AUGUCGCCCGUGAUCUCGCUGCUUGCCAAGCCGCGGCAGCGCGGCGCCCAGCCGUACCAGAAACACGCCCUCAUCUACUUCAUCUGCGGCAACCCAGGCCUCGUCAACUUCUACGUCACCUUUCUAGAAUGUCUCCGCGGCAUGCUGGACGCCGCAGACGAGGGCUCAGGCGGAACGGCAUACGAUAUCUAUGGGCGGAACUUGCUGGGCUUUAGCGAUGAUGAUCAUGAGCCGUUUAGCGAGACCAACCAGCCUUGGGAUUUAGAUGGCCAGAUUGAGGGGAUUUAUGAGGACGUUGCUGCGAGGAGCGUCAUUCCGGACGAUGCUGGGGCGCUGGGCGAGCAGGGGAAGGGGUCGCGGCCGUAUGACUUUGUGGUGUUGAUGGGGCAUUCGGUGGGCGCCGCCGCAUUUGAAUCUGCGGCAUGGGUUUUUGUUGUUCCCGACGUUGACGCACAUUGCGAGCUCGCCGAGCGGGAGGAGAGCCACGCUCUUGACGAAGAUGCCCGUCGUGGAGAAGAAUGCGCAUCGGAUAGCAAAGUUCAUUCUUGGGUGUAUUCCGUAUGUGUGUGUGCUGUGGAUCGUGACGAAUGUGAUGGGCUUUACGGCGCAGACGGCGGAGGCGACGGCGCGAUGGUUGAAGAGUCGUGA
Trichoderma gamsii is the source of this 648-nucleotide messenger RNA. RefSeq lists its product as hypothetical. Gene Ontology annotation, molecular function: lipase activity. Gene Ontology annotation, biological process: lipid storage. The transcript has 2 exons. Bases 1 to 648 code for a protein of 215 amino acids. Lineage: Eukaryota; Fungi; Ascomycota; Sordariomycetes; Hypocreales; Hypocreaceae. The record is from RefSeq and is a predicted model, not a curated record. Gene Ontology annotation, cellular component: lipid droplet.